GGAAGCGCUUAGCGCGCCGUUUUUUGGCUUGUCAACUGAAACCACGCAACAAAUUUUACAUUUCCAGUCUUGAUAAAUGUUAAUAAUUUGCUAAUGUUAACAAAUCUAAUUGUGUUUUUCAAUGCGCCGUACAAACUUGUGUCAAAUAGGAGUGAAGUGUUAAAAGAAAUCGAAUUGUAACUAGUUUUCCCACCGCUGUGACCCGCGAACUCAAAACAUGCCCCUGUUAAAAAGAAAAGCCUUUGAGAAAUCAUCGGCGUCAGGGUAUCUGCGUGAUGAUGAUGAAGUUUUCCACUGUGAGAUCACCGAUGAGAUAUUCAAGGAUUAUGAGGAGUACUGUGAAAGAAUCAUUCUCGUUAACUCGAUGGUUUGGUCCUGUGAGAUGACGGGAAAGAAUAAUUUGACGUAUGCUGAGGCUCUGGAAUCUGAAAAAGCUGCAAGGAAAUCACUUAGAGAUUUCCCAAUGGAACUAAGAAUACCAAUACUUUACCUUGCUACCAAGACUAAUAGAAGUUCUUUUGCUGAGAUGUCUGAAGAUGUGUUUAAUUAUGUGAGGGAGAGAUACUUUGUAGGGGAGACUGUGGAAGCUUGCCUUGAGGGUGACAAUUGGCGGGAGGCCCAUAUCUUAUCUGUUGACUCUCAAACACAACAUCCCGAUAACAAAGCAAUGUUACCAGCUUCUGCUUAUUGUUAUGAAGUGGAACAAUAUGAUGAAAAUGAUUCAUCAGCUACUGGACAAAUUGGCACAGCACCUUAUGAACGCAUAAGACGACGUAAGGGUAUCUAUUCACGAGAUAAAAACAGGCUGUUUCUGAAACAAUUUGUUGAAAUGGGACCUGUUAUUACCAUAAAGGCAUCUGCAAUAGAGAAAUACAACAUCAACAAAGUCCACUUUGACCAAAUAUUCACAGGAACAUCACCCAUUUUCCCUCCAUCUAAGAAGUUGUUGAUGUCUCCGUCAACAUCCAAGGUGCAGGCAAAACCUGGAUCAGCUUCAAAGCUUAAGUCAAUGAAGAGCCCACAAAAGGGCAGACAGGAAUCAAUGGAUAAAUUUGUGAAAAAGUCGGACAAAAGUGAUGUUAGUAAACCAAAAAUAGUAAAUCCAGAGGCUAGGAAGAAUGCACAAGAAUUGGCAAUGAAGAUGCGUCGAGCUGAGGAACAAUUAAGGCAGAGAAAGGAAGAUGAAAAAGCCAAGAAAAAGGAGAAGACAGCUCGUGUGAUGGCGUAUAUGAAGGAAUGGCAGAAGGUCAAAGAUGACUUAGAGUUGGAAGACCAUAAGGUAUUACCAAAGGGUACGCCAGUUAUUAUAGAAGGCAUAGAGCCGAAACACAUUGGUGAUUUCCUAUCUGUGCUAGACUUUGUACAUACCUAUGCUGAAGUACUCAAGACCAAAGAUGUUUUCCACAAUGAAUUAGAUUGGGAGACUUUCCGUAAGGCGUUAACUGUAAAAGAUUCAGCGGGAUCAUUUAGUGACUUAAUACAGAUGUUUCUGAGUGCUAUCUUUUCAUUGCAAGAAGAUGAAGCAGAAGAAUACAAUGAGAAAGGAGGCAUUCAGGAGUCCACAGUUGAAAAGAAUAGUGAAGAAACAGAGAUGGGCGUAAACCGAGCAAUAGAGCUAGCAACUCGCGCCAGUAAGUGGGCCCAGACUUACCUCGGAACUCCACUUAGCAAGCUGCCUUUGGAUCCUUCCACCGUUAGCGAGGUUUUGAGGCUUCACCUCCUGUCAUCCGGGAGUGCUGCGGGCAGCCGUUGUGUGGCCUGGCGAUAUCACCAGCGCGGUGGGUACAGCUCCAAUGACGAUCCGGGUCUCCACCUCAGGAUACAGAGGCCGGCAAUACUCAAGCGACUCACGCAGAAACAUGUCGCCGAUUUGCCGAUGGAUGAUAAAUUCGCAAUCCUGCAAUGCCUUAUGAACCAAGUGUUGAGCUACGCGACAGUUCGUGACAUGGUGGAAGACAGAUUUGAAGAGUACAAAAAUCUUAAGCAGGCUUACAGAUUGCUUCAGAUAAACGAACGUAAACGUGAGCCUCAAUUGGCGACCGCUCGAAUGGAACUGCGUCGUGAAGCAGCAGCCAAGAAGGAACAGCAGAAACUAACGGGAGACAAGGCGAAACAAGUAGAUGAACAAAUGAAGAAAGACAUUGAUAAGAUAACUAAAGAGAGUGAACAGAAGAAGAUUGAAUUUGAGAAGAAAUCGAAAGAGUUGCAAAUGCAGCUGUUCGAGUUUACUAAUUAUCUGGGUAUGGACCGAGCAUUCCACCGCUACUGGAUCUCGCGUCGCGUUGGCGGUCUAUUCGUGGAAGCGGGGAACGAGUACCGCGGCACUUGCAGGCCCAAGCCGGUGCCGUUGCCCGAGCGGACGCCCACAGACUCCGCAGACUUGCUGGCCUACGUCACCGAGCUGUACCACUCGGGGGCUAGGGAGAAAGAAGGCAGUGACAAAGAAAACGAGUCUGGUUCAAACUCCCGCGGAAAUUCACCCAAGAAGCCUUUGGCCCACGUCAACGGCGUCAAUAAUAAAAUGUCACCGGACAGAAUCGAACAGCUGAGAGACCUGAUGGUCUGCACGGCUGAUGCUAACACAUGCUAUGUACAUGGAAAGAGCGAACGUCCCCAAUGGUGGGUUUACACCAACGAGGCUCAAGUGGACGCACUCAUAGCGGCCCUGAACAAACGCGGGAUUCGCGAAGCAGACCUUAAACAUGUCCUGGAGAUGGAAAGGAACUCGCUCAUCGAACACUUGGCCAAAAGUCCAUUUGCAGUUAAUGGAACUUCAAAAGCUCAGACACCGUUGCAACCGCCGGCAACUCGUCGUCGAGCCAUCAGACCUUCUCUAGUGGUUCCUCCGGAGUGCUCCUUAGAGGAGGCUUUGGAGCUGGCUUUGAGAGACCAUAUCCUGGAACUUGAAGAGAAGAUUCAUCAUGGAUGCUUGGGAGCUCUUAAAGUUAAGGACCGUGAAGCAUGGCGUGGUACAAUAAUGUUGCGGAGUUACGACAAACAAGCAGAGUUCUUGAACUGGGGACCAAACAAAGCCUUUAGAGAUGACACCCAUCUACCGGACGGAACUUUACGAAUACCCAACGGCACAGAGGAAACAGAAAAACAAAUACCAAAGAAUAAAUACAGGGAUCCUGUUUACUAUUUGGAGACACCCAAAUCGAAUGGAAUCAAGGUGGAACCCGUUGAAGAUACAAAGUCUGAAGUAAUCAGAGGACUAGCGAGUGCCUUAUUGCAAGUCUCUCAGGGAAUUCAUCACAAAUAUAUUAAAAGGCCACUUGGUCUAGAUGACAAAGAGCGAAAAGACCGAGAAGCCAGGAACAAACCGUGCGACCUGGACGCCCUAGAACGUUGGGAAGUCUCUCUCAUGGAGUCCCGGAGCAUCGCAGCCCUAACACUUCAUCUGUUCGUGAUCGAUGCGAGCGUUUGCUGGACGGCGAGCGUGCUGCACGCAAGCUGCAAAUUGUGCAGACGACGCACGGAUCCCGAUAACAUGCUGUUGUGUGAUGGGUGCAAUAAGGGACACCAUUUGUAUUGUCUCAAACCGCAGUUGACUAAAGUACCCGAUGGCGACUGGUUCUGCGAGCAGUGUAAGCCGAAAGAGAAAACACCUCGUAAACGCAGGAAACUUUACACGGAAGAGAGUCUGGAGGAGCCGGCGGAUGAAGAUAGUGACGACGACCUUUCCCUCGGCGUAUGCGCCACUUGUGGGAGUGGGGGUGAGUUGGGUGCCACUUGCGUCGCCUGUUCCAACAGGUACCACAUGGAGUGCGCUCAACCGCCCUUGGCCCGAGCCGCCAAGAGAUGGACCUGCGCCGAGUGUCUGGCGCCUCCUCAAUCACGAGCCCCGGCGUUCCGCCGUCGUUGUGCGGCCGCGGCCAUGUCCUCGAUACAGCAGUACGCGCGCAACUUGCACAAGCGAUCCUACUCGACGGAUUCAGAAGAUAGUGAAUUUAAUACAGCUUUAGUAAAAUUAAAGUCAAAGCGAUCACGUGGCAGCAAAGAACCUUCGCCAAUGGCUAAUGGAAAUAGACGAAGCAGAAAAUCAAAGGAAGAUUUCAAUGGCAGUUUAACUAAAAGAGGAAAGAAUUCACUGACUAAUGGUGUGCAUGAUGAAUCCAGCAAUAGAAAGAGAAGAGGGAAACAAGAUGUGAAUCUGCACACUGAGGAAUUACAACAUUUGUUGAGAGAUGCAUUAAAACACAAAGACAGCUGGCCUUUCUUUGAACCAGUAUCUAUAGAUGAUGUCCCCGACUAUCUAGAUGUCAUAACCACUCCAAUGGACCUGAACACAGUAAAACAGAAGCUUGAAAAUGAACAGUACACAAAAGAUGAAGACUUUCUUUCAGAUGUAGCAUUGGUCUUCCAUAACUGUUACACAUAUAAUCAGGAAACACAUCCAGUGGCUAAGGCUGGAUACCGGUUGGAGAAAUACAUAAUAAAACGCUGUCAGGAACUAAAUUUACCACCACUACCUGAAAGUAAUCCUGAUGAUGAUGAUGAUGUACCAUUAAAGAGAAGUCUGCCAGAGAGUGAUGAAACACCUCAAGCAAAGAAAGCAAGGCGAUAGUGUGUUUUAGUGAACUUGAGUAUUUAGUGAAAUCAAUAAAAGUGGAAUCUUAUUUAUAUCCUGAAUUUUUAAUAAAAAAUAUUAUGUUGAAGACAGGUGAUGUGUAGAGCCUCUGUAAUUGUGUUUGCUUAUAAUAUCAAUGCCUGCAGGAAAAACUUGUAUAACAAUUUCCAUUUAUAACACAAUUAAUCGAAGUACAAUUAGCUUACACAUACAGCAAGUUUUU
Pieris rapae (cabbage white) is the source of this 4793-nucleotide messenger RNA. It is a transcript of the gene Acf, whose product is annotated as bromodomain adjacent to zinc finger domain protein 1A. Gene Ontology annotation, molecular function: protein binding. NCBI's taxonomy places the organism in Eukaryota, Metazoa, Arthropoda, Insecta, Lepidoptera, Pieridae. The record is from RefSeq and is a predicted model, not a curated record. Bases 218 to 4567 code for a protein of 1449 amino acids. The transcript has 26 exons. Gene Ontology annotation, biological process: chromatin remodeling.